CGCGGUCCUGCGCUCUGAUUGGAGGAGGACGUCGUGGGCGUGGUUAUACCAUACAGAAGUGCUUUCCGAUGAGGAAUGUAUGCCUCAUUCUCUCAGCUGCUCAGGUGUAAAGAGGAGCGUUCAUAUCUCAGCUUCUUUGAAGAUUGAGGAAGAACUGUGUCCACUGCAGCCACUUGAUUAGUCUUAAAACAAAAUUCCCCAAAAUUUUGUUUCAUUGUUGUGCUCCGUAGAGAGCUUCUUUCUUUUUUUGGUUUCCAUAAAAACACCCAUAAAACAGACCCAGAAUGGAAAGAGCAGACUUUGUCCAAAAGGCCAAAUUGGCUGAGCAAGCUGAGCGUUAUGAAGAUAUGGUGGCUUGUAUGAGGGAGGUGACCAAGACUGGCCACGAUCUCUCUAAUGAGGAAAGGAACUUGCUGUCUGUUGCCUACAAGAAUGUGGUGGGCACACGCAGGUUGGCCUGGCGGGUCAUAUCCAACAUUGAGAACAAUCCUGAAGAGAGUGACAAGAAGCCUGAGGUGGUCAAAGAAUACCGGGAGAAAGUGGAGCGUGAACUCCGAGAUAUCUGCAAUGAUGUACUGGAGCUGCUGAGUAAAUACCUAAUAACAAAUUCUGAAAAUUACGAAAACAAGGUCUUUUACCUGAAGAUGAAGGGAGACUACUUCAGAUACCUUGCUGAAGUGGCCCCUAAAGAUGAUAAAUCUGCUAUAAAUGACUCUCAGCAAGCCUACCAAGAGGCAUUCAAUCUGAGCAAGGCGGAGAUGCAGCCAACACACCCCAUCCACCUGGGCCUUGCCCUGAACUUCUCUGUCUUCUAUUACGAGAUUCUUGGCUCUCCAAAGGAGGCUUGCAACCUCGCCAGAGAGGUACUUGAAAAAGCCACAGCAGAGGUCAGUUCACUUAAUGAAGAGUCUUUUAAAGACAGCACCAUCAUCAUACAGCUGCUAAGAGACAACCUCUCCUUAUGGACAUCUGAUAACAGCGAUGGAAAAUGAAGGACAGAAGAGCUGAAACUUCCAUGCCUUCAGAUUAGAUGGGGGGGGGGGGGGGGGAUUAUCCAAUAGGAUGAAAAUCAUUCUUUUAAUAAUCCAUCACCUCACACUACUGUCUACUGCACCUCAGUGCUGCUAUUUAAGCUAUGUUAUGGGUUAUACCACUGUUAGUUAGUCAAACUCCUAAUGCUCUUAACGCAAAAAAAGGUAAAAAAUCGAAAGAUUCUCACAUUAGGAAAAUUAAGAGUUCACAUUUAAACCAGUAGAUUUUACUUUAACAUUUGAGUAAUGUGUUUUAUGGUCAUUUCUUAAUGGGGAAUCUUUAAAUCUUUAGAAUAUUCUUUUGUACUUAUGCAACGUGACAUUCAAAAUUCCUAACUGCUUGGUCACAUACAAACAUGAAAACCCACUUGAAAACAACAAUAAAACUGAGGAAUGAGGCUCUGAGAUUUUCUAAAAUCCAAACAAUUUUACAAAAGAUUUUCCCAGUUGAAAAAGGGCAAAUGUAUUUUUUCAUUAAUUAUGACACUUAAAAUUGUAAAAUUGGAAGAUGAGUAAUAUGUCAGCCUUUUUAAUUUUGCCUAAUAAAUAAAAACUUAGUAAUAUCUAAGGCUUCAGGUUGAAUGAGCGCAGAGAGGAGUGAUGUGCAAGAGCUCCACAGUUUGUAAGGAAGCUAAAAGCUCUGUGACAAACAGUAUCCAACAUAUGAAGAUACCAGUGUGAUUUAUUUAUAUACAACCAAUCAGAAUAAUCAAGAACAGAUGAAAAUGUCAAUUCAGCUAGUCAUCGUCUAACAAAAAAUAAGUACUUGAUUGUUCAUCUUUAUAAAAUAAUACAAUGUUCAAAUAGAUUUCAUUUGACCUAUUGUAUGUGCACAGCUGUUAAUUCUGCAUUAUCUCUGCAUUCUUUCAGCAGUGAACAUGAAUUUAUGAACUUUUUACAGUUUUGCAGUUUAGUGUUUUUACUGCUAUUGAUAGCUGCAUAAAUUCAAGACUCGUAUCUCACAUUUUACAUGAAUUAGAAAUGAUGCAGAAGCAGAUGUUUGACAUUUUAACAGUGAAAAGUAUGUAAGUUGAAUAAGGUAUGUUCCCAUGCAUGUUCUUAAAGACAAAUAUUGUUGGAAUGUCAUGGCAAGAACAGUUAAAUACUUUUCACAGCAGGUUUGAUAAAUUGUGAGACUUUGAGCGAGUGCUCGGAUAGAUUUGGAACAUGAAUGUGUUUUGCUAGUCAACAAUUACAGUCAUAAUCACC
Molecule: messenger RNA, 2240 nt
Organism: Pangasianodon hypophthalmus (striped catfish)
Lineage: Eukaryota; Metazoa; Chordata; Actinopteri; Siluriformes; Pangasiidae
Gene: ywhaqb
Product: tyrosine 3-monooxygenase/tryptophan 5-monooxygenase activation protein, theta polypeptide b
Exons: 6
Coding region: 285-992 (235 amino acids)
Biological process (GO): signal transduction
Cellular component (GO): cytoplasm
Source: RefSeq, a predicted model, not a curated record